Messenger RNA from Parastagonospora nodorum SN15, 243 nucleotides. RefSeq lists its product as hypothetical. The transcript has 2 exons. The coding region runs from base 1 to 243 and encodes 80 amino acids. NCBI's taxonomy places the organism in Eukaryota, Fungi, Ascomycota, Dothideomycetes, Pleosporales, Phaeosphaeriaceae. The record is from RefSeq and is a predicted model, not a curated record.
AUGGGUAUGCGGAACGCUGCUGCAUGUACGCAUACUGCAGCAAGUGGUGGAAGAGUUUUUUCUGACCCUUCCGACUCGCUGAUUGACAAUAUCCUCGGUGAACUACCUGAACAUGUGCGGGCUUCUCACACCACAUUCGAAGGGCUGUGGGUAGAGCAAGAGAUACGAAAGAGGCCAACAACGGCUGCAGAUGGUACGUGGCUAGGAGAUCACAAAUUUUGCUUCGAGAAUCAGAAGGAGUAG